Molecule: messenger RNA, 893 nt
Organism: Anopheles aquasalis
Lineage: Eukaryota; Metazoa; Arthropoda; Insecta; Diptera; Culicidae
Product: putative ferric-chelate reductase 1 homolog
Molecular function (GO): heme binding; transmembrane monodehydroascorbate reductase activity
Source: RefSeq, a predicted model, not a curated record
GUUUGAAGCUAUCCGUUAAACGAUUCGUUGGUGCUAUUCAGCAGGGAAUCAAAAGCUCGCCUUCCGCGAUGGAAUACAAUCCUUCCGUAUUGAAACGCCUGCACGCUACCUUCAUGGUGAUUGCGUGGCUUUUCUUCAAUUCACUGGGCACAUCAAUCGCUAGAUACUUUCAAACCACAUGGACCAACAAGCAAUACUUUGGAGUUUCACGAUGGAUGUUUUUCCACCGUGCUUAUAUGGGGUGUUGCUGGGCGUUAACAUGUGCUGCAAUUAUUUUCAUAUUCAUCGAUCUUGAAGGAUUCAAAGCACACGCGCACGCCAUCGUAGGUCUAGUUACCUUUGCACUGUGCUUUCUGCAGCCGAUUCUGGGCCUGGCAGCUCCUUCGCAGACAACGGCACGAUCGGCGAUCAAAUUACUGCACCGAGUUUUCGGGAACCUAGCGUACAUCCUGGCCGUAACGAACAUGUUCCUCGGGGUUGGAUUAGAAGAGGCCAAGAUAUCAAACACCAUGUACGGAAUGUUGGGAGGAGCGUUAGCUAUUCAUAUUCUCGCACACGUAACGUUCAAUAUUCUCGAAUAUCUGGCACGAGAAAGGAACGCCGAGUUGAACCCCAAUAAGGAUGCACCGUUUUCACGGUGGAGAAAAACAACGCUGAUGGUGCAGAUGAUAGCACUGUACGCCUUCACGAUAGCCAACGUGGUAUUCGUGUGGCGAGGAUAGACUCGUCAAAGUCAGCUCCAUAGUUGAGUUUUAAGCUACUGAACUGGAGAGAAUAGAUGCGUCUGUUAUGUUAUGUAUUUUACGCCACUAAUACUAGAAGCUACUCAACUGUGAUGCGCAUAGUCCGCGUACGAGUUAUAUGUUAAUAAAGGCUUAACGGUUAAGCUGACA